This is a messenger RNA of Amoebophrya sp. A120, 3628 nucleotides long. NCBI's taxonomy places the organism in Eukaryota, Dinophyceae, Syndiniales, Amoebophryaceae. The record is from the annotation of a GenBank genome assembly.
CUCCGGACACAAAGCUGUCAGGUCUCGUCCCUGUACUCUGUUUUAUUUGCGUGUCAUUCCCUUGGGAGGACCCGCCCCUUAUCGUAGCGAAAGUGAUCUUGUUUACUACUUACGACAAUUCGUGAAACCGGUUUUGGGUUUGCAGUUUAACAUCGCAUUACACACAUUUUUUCCAUUCGAAAGAGCUUUUACUUUUUUCAUUAACUUUCAAAAAUUCUACGAAUUUCGUUCGAAAUUUUGUUUCUUUCUGGAUCUCUUCUUCAUCUCCGUCGUAACAACACACAAAGCGUCAAUCCUCGGUCGGCCAAAGAUCGACUAAACCAGAAUGGCACGAAAGAAUAGGAGCUUCACACGCCAUCUCUUCUUACUGUCCCAAGCGCGCCUGAAUGAAGCUGUGCACGUACCCCCUGUUUCGGAGGAAAAUGUCGAGGGUCUGUCCACAGUUAUUGAAGAAGAAGAAACCCAGAUCCGAUCAUUCCAAAAAGCCAGCAGUGCUUUCAUGAUGUUUUCCCUGCAUAGUUUUCUGUGCUGAAUGCGUUUGUACUCAAUCCGAUAUGAAUAUUGAGUGAGGUGGCUUUGACCUACUUUCUCUUACUGCUAUUGGCCGUGCUGGUACAGCUUCAAUAUAAUGCUAUGCAGGGAAAAACGGCUGUCGCUGUGGUGAUCACUGCACUGCUAGCUCUUGCAUUUUGAUAGCACCGGACGGGCCUGCGGGACUCUCGUCGGGCGGUUCCGAGGGCAGAACACCCGCCGCAAAAGGUUUCCUGGCGCGAAGAGACCGACCCGCGGGCAGCAUUUUCCAGGCCGCUUUUCUGCGGGCGAAAGAACCCGUCUCUGAAGUGACGGAGCCAGUCGCUGUCGCGGUUACGCCCGGCGGGGAGCAGUUGGGUGAGGACGGCGCUACAGAUGAUGAGAGAAGCAGUCCUGCUGUCGAUUCGUUGACGACGUUGCCGCUUCGUGUGGAAGGCGGCACCAGCGAGGAGGUUGAAAGUGGUUUUACUGAAACAGAGGUGCUAACAUCGUCGGUGACUUUAGGCGCUUUGCAAAACCUCGACCUUUUGCAGCAGCCGCCAGCUUUGCAGAAAGUGAACCAGCUGGCAUUAUUAGAGCCUGAGAAGGGGCAGCAGAAGCAGAUGCAGCCACCAUCGCAGAUGCAGGCUUUGCAGAAGCCGAUGCGAAAAGGACAAGUUUCUCCACGCCCGCCGGCCACACGACCGCACGUCUUCUUCUGGAAACACACUCCGCAGUAUGAGCUCUCGUCUAUGAACGCGAUAUCGCCCCGACUCCUUUGCACCAGGAAGUCGAUAAACAUCAAUCGAAGGAGGGUUUGGUAUCGUGCAUCAUAAAUUUAGAGUUAACCUGUAUACGAAUAAAACAUGAAACGAGCCCGCAUUUGCUCGUUGCUCGACAAAUUCGGUAUGGUCGCUGCUUCGAGCAGAAGUUAUGCGCGUCCCACGUUUUUCAAGUACAAGUACUUAGUGUGAUGGGAGGACGUAUGCGUGUUGACGUACUAGAAGUUGCUGUCUGAAGCCUCAUCCUGAAUUUGAGUCGGGACUGGAGUAAAAUUGUUGCGUGCAUGGCCAUAAAGUUGCUCCAAUGAAAUGCUGUAAGGUGGUUUAAGAGUCACCUAGGUGCAGGGAGUUGUUUUACCUUGACACUGAUGUGGAGUUCGGAGACUGGCUUUGCAGGGUCGACGCGUCAUGCUAUCUUCGAGCCGAUCAAGGCUUUCAGCAUCCUAUCGCUAUCGAGACAAACAUCUCGGCACCUGAGCAUUUUGCCUGGCGAAAUGAAGAAUUGGGAACUCGACCCGGAGACAGCAAGACUCGCUGGUAAGGUCAGAACUGAAAAUGACCCGAGCUGGACCAGGGAUGAUCGGAGGCUACGGUUUAGCGUCGCGGCACUCCUGACUGUGGCCAGCUUCAUGAGUGGUGGAGCUGCCCUGGCCUUGCCUGUUUUGGCUGCGGCAAAAGCCUCGUUCGAGGCCACGUUGUUAUUUUGGCCGUAUGCUAACGAAGGAAUCUGGCGCACAACGUUGGUUGAAGACACUCGGGCCGCAAACCAGGGUUCGGUACAGGUAAGAGGGGCCCUGGAGCCGUUGUACAAGACAUUCAAUCCACUGCAUCUUAAGUCACUACAAUUGAGCUGGAUGUAUCCUCUAGAAAUUGAUGUUUGUUCGUUUCAGAGACGUGAAAGUAAGACACAUGAAAACGAAAAGUAGCACCGGCGCCAUGACCACGCGCGGAGGAGUACUUAGCGUAACUAUCGACUAUAGGCAUGAUGCUAGUAGACAUCAUUUUCAAGAAUUUGCUGGCGGCAAAAACAAUUUCAAAGAGGAUACAAUCAUCUACAUGCGCUACUGCCCCCACUUUGAGCAGGUCAAGAAAACGGACAAGUUGACACCCGAAGAACAAGUUACGGAGAGCGUAUUCGACGUGAUGAUGGUUCGCAACAUCGAGAGACUUUCGAAGAAGAAAGAAUUUCCGCUGGCAAAGGAAGGACCAACGGAAGCGAACCCGUUAGGGCGGAAUCCCCUCUUUCCGUGCUACAAAGUCACGAAAGCGUUUUGGUCUUCGAACGACGAGUACAGUGUUCGUCGAAUCACUGGACUGAGUAUGAAAGUGAGACGAAACCCGUAGCAACCCUGCCAGCAUUCGCACCUCUUUUUUUUUGCGCAUGCGGGCAUGGGGGCUACCGCUUUCAAGUCGAUAAUCGAGGAGGAGAAAGCCCACACACUCGCAGAAGAAUUGCGGGGCCAGACUUUGGAGACUGAGGUGAAGAGUCUAUUCACGAUGUGGAAAGAUACGUAUGCCAAGGUCGAUUUGUUGAAGAUAGAGGUAUUAAUUUCAUGUUCAGCUUUUUCCUUAAUUCGCUUCUUUGCUGCUUUCCCCAGCAUUGCCACCCGUUCCGAGAAGACUUAGCAAAAAUGCAACUAAUGACAGCGGAGCUUUGAAGAAAAAAUGAUAUGUCUUGUUUCAUACAGUAGAUGCUCUUUGUCGCGGAGGUGGAGGAGCUAGUAUCUAUGAAUAGGCGCAAAUGCCUGCUGCAGGACAGUGGUAGUGCAUUCAAUUUUCACCUCCGGUGAAUUCGUGCUCAAAAGCAAUGUAGUGAUAUCUCUAGCUUUGCGAAAAACGACAUUCAGGAGAAGGCAUCAUUUGUGCUGAAAGCAUGGAGCCUUGAGGCUCCAGCAGCCGGUGCGCAGGCCCUCAUCGCUGGGAGGAAGCCAAUCGACCAUGGAGAGGGAGGCGCCACUACGGCGUCAUUUUUGAAAAACCCACUUGCGGCAGUCAGAUCAUACGUGACGGGUGCCAAACUAUAUUAUGUACCCAGCCAGAAGACGAAGAAGGUGGCGAAGCUUGAUGAUGAAUCUCUCGUAUCUAGUAUUGUUGAAGCGGCGCCGGGGGAUCUUGAUUCCUCCUUUUUCCAGAUUUACCCCACCGCAAGCGGUUUGUUCCGCCCAACCGCUCACAACUCUGCAUUUGCGCAAAUGGGUAUGCCCGCUGUGGAGGCAAUGAAGCACGCGGAGGAUUUGACAUUUCUCUUACGUGCGAUCCAGAUGCGAGUGGCGAAAAUGAAGUUCGCCUUGGGCCAGCGAAGUGGGUUGAAGAAGCAUGAAGAGUCAUCUGGAUAG